AUGCCGAAUAGCUGGGCUACCAUGGACCGCUCAUUCCUGCAAGCCGACAUAACAAGUCUCGUCGAAAAGUCCCUGACAAUAAACGAGAAGAUUUCUCUCUUAGGAGCUCCAAAUUGGUGGAACACAACCGCGAUACCUCGUCUCAACAUACCUUCUGUUCGUAUGAGUGAUGGGCCAAAUGGCGUUCGCGGCUCUUCGCAAUUCAUUGCUGUUCCGGCGCAAUGUCUUCCUUGUGGUACCGCAAUGGGAGCGACAUUCAAUCCUGAUCUUAUUCGCAAGGUCGGCAGUUUGCUUGGUGAAGAAGCAAAAGCCAAAUCAAGCGUCAUUUUGCUUGCGCCGACCUGCAAUAUCCAGCGAUCUCCUUUGGGUGGCAGGGCAUUCGAGUCUUUCUCAGAAGACCCAUUCCUUUCUGGCACUAUGGCAGCGGCCUAUGUUUCAGGACUGCAAUCCCAAGGGGUCUCAGCUACGAUCAAGCAUUUCGUUGGUAAUGAUCAGGAACAUGAGCGCACCGCGGCAGACUCGGUAGUCUCUGAUCGUGCGCUGCGGGAACUCUACCUCUAUCCGUUCAUGCUUACCCAGAAGUAUGCCAGUCCCGGGGCUUACAUGACAUCAUACGGUCGUAUUCAUGGAACCCACUGCUCUGAGAAUUCCUGGUUGUUGCAAAACAUCUUGCGUAACGAGUGGAAAUUUUCUGGUUUAAUUAUCAGUGAUUGGUAUGGAACCUAUUCCAUCGAUGGUGCGAUCAACGCAGGGUUGGAUCUCGAAAUGCCUGGUCCCCCUCGUUUCCGCGAUUCGCUUCUCGUCAACCAUUGUCUGACGGCACAGAAAAUCCAACUGGAGACGCUCAACAAACGCGUCACCAACCUUCUUCAAUUUGUUCAGCAACAGGCACGACGCAAUCCCGAAGUGGUUUAUGGCGACGGCAUCGAACGAACGCGAGACUCGCCCGAGAUGCGUGCAUUUGGGAGAAGUGUCGCUUCAGAAUCGAUCGUACUCCUCAAAAAUCAAGACAAGCUGCUACCAUUGACCUUAGACAAAGUCAAAACGAUCCUUGUCGUUGGCCCCAAUGCUAAGCAAACCAUCAUAUCUGGAGGUGGCUCGGCAGCACUCAAGCCAAGUUACUCAAUUUCGCCGUACGAUGGCUUGGUCAACAGCUCGCCAGUCGGCAUAGAAAUUGCGUACACAGUUGGAUGCUAUGCCCAUAAAUAUCUACCCACAUUGGAGAACAACCUUCAAACUCAUAAGGGAGAGCCUGGUUGGCUGUGCUCAUUUUAUAACCACGACAAGGACGAUCAACCUCUGCCCGAACCGCUUUCAUCUGUUAUCGUAAAUGACACGAGGAUCAAAUUAGUCGAUUUUCUACCACCUGGAUUGGCACCGCUCUGGUCAGUCAAGCUUACAGGUCGUCUGACAGUGGACAAGACGGCGCCAUUCGAAUUAGGCCUGACUGUGGCAGGUCGCGCUAGACUCUGGGUCAACGGGGAAAUGACAAUCGACAACUGGGACCAUCAAACACCAGGAGACUUUUUCUACGGGCAGGGCACCAUCGAAGAAAAGGCAGUGAUCGAUCUUACCGCCCACAAGCCAGUCGACAUACUCGUCGAAUUCAACAACAGACCUCCUCCGAGAGAUGGUGAAACAAAUGUCAGCUCUCAGCCCGCGCUGAUGCGUGGAGUUCGUCUUGGCGGAUGUGAGAAAAUCGACGAGGAGGGGGAGAUAGAAAAGGCAGUGUCAUUGGCGAAAGACUGUGAUGUUGUUGUGUUCGUUGCCGGAUUGACUCCGGAAUGGGAGAGUGAAGGUUUUGACCGCCCAACACUUGAUCUUCCUGGCCGGCAACAUGAGGUCAUAUCCCGACUCGCCGCCGCAAAUCCCAAGACUUGUGUUGUCAUCCAAGCAGGCUCGGCGACGAGCAUGCCGUGGGUCGAUAGUGUCGCGGCCAUCCUCCAAACUUGGUAUCUUGGGAAUGAAGUUGGCAAUGCAAUUGCGGAUAUAGUCUGGGGGAAUGUCAAUCCAAGUGGUCGUCUUCCACUCUCGUUCCCUGUCAAAAUCGAGGACACACCGGCCUAUUUGAACGACAAGUGCGAGAAUGGCAAAAUACAUUACCGCGAAGACUUGUUCGUCGGGUAUAAGCAUUACCAUACGCGGAAAAUCCAGCCACUCUUUGCAUUUGGAUUUGGACUCUCGUACACAACCUUCUCCUUCGGCAAUCUUUCGAUUUCAGAGGCAAAUAUUGAUCAUGCCAAUCUCCGUGUCCAUAUCUCGCAUACUCUGCGAAACGAAGGAGAGGUUGCUGGCUCCGCGGUGUCUCAGGUAUAUGUCGGAUACCCCCCUGAAGGAAUUCCAACCACGCCGGAGCGCCAGCUGAGAGCAUUCUGCAAGGCCAGCGACCUGUUACCGGGAGCUACACGAACGAUUGACGUCGAGUUGGAUCGGAAUGCGUUUGCCUUCUGGGAUGUUGGUACCAACACGUGGAGAGUUGCUCCCGGAAAAUAUUUGGUCGAGAUUGGGUCGUCGGCAGACAAUAUUCACCUCAGAGGAGAGGUAGAGCUGGUGAAAGGGUUGAGCUGGAUCGGACUGUAG
Molecule: messenger RNA, 2580 nt
Organism: Mycena indigotica
Lineage: Eukaryota; Fungi; Basidiomycota; Agaricomycetes; Agaricales; Mycenaceae
Product: Beta-glucosidase
Exons: 21
Coding region: 1-2580 (859 amino acids)
Biological process (GO): glucan catabolic process
Molecular function (GO): beta-glucosidase activity
Source: RefSeq, a predicted model, not a curated record